This is a messenger RNA of Mastomys coucha (southern multimammate mouse), 7937 nucleotides long. RefSeq names its product phosphoglucomutase 2 like 1 (gene Pgm2l1). Gene Ontology annotation, molecular function: glucose-1,6-bisphosphate synthase activity; intramolecular phosphotransferase activity. The record is from RefSeq and is a predicted model, not a curated record. Lineage: Eukaryota; Metazoa; Chordata; Mammalia; Rodentia; Muridae. Gene Ontology annotation, biological process: carbohydrate metabolic process. The transcript is spliced from 14 exons. The coding region runs from base 618 to 2483 and encodes 621 amino acids.
GCAGGACGAAGCCCCGAGGCGGAGAGGGUGGGGCCUGUGCGCGCCGGGGACUCUCCUUGUGAGUGCCGAGGCGGGCUGCUUGAGACGACUGGGACACCAGGUGGAGACGCACGUGCGAGUGUGGGGCGGGUGAGAAGGGAAGGACAGCUGAGAAACGGCAUUACAAAAAGAAAGCCAGCUGUGCACCGGUGCCUCCGCCGACAGUCAACGCGGCAGCGGAGGGGACGGGCGCGCGCUCCCGGGCUCGCGCCUCAUGCCGCGGGCACUCGGGCGGGCGGGGGCGGCGCGGGCGGCGCGGGGGCGGGGCCUAAGGCGGCGCGGGCGAAGGCGGCGACCCAGACAUCUGGGACUGUUGUUGUUCUCUCGCUUCAUGCCCGCCUCAGUCAGUUCGAGCUGAGCUCCGGAGCUAGUCUGCUGGGAGGCGGCUGUCCUGUCUCCGCCCUCUCUCCCGGUUCGCUGAAGCUGCGGCAGGAGCUGGCGGCGACUGAACAGCUCGUGGUUGGUCUCCGAUGCCCUUCGUCAAGGAGGGGGUUUCUGGAUCCUGGUGAGCGCAUCUAGAGCCCCCUGGACUCGGUGUCUUCGCCCGCCCCUCGGACCCGCAAACCCGUGUGUCUGCAAUGGCUGAGAACGCAGAUGAUGACCUGAACUCUAACCUGCUCCACGCCCCCUGCCUCACUGGGGACCCCCAGCUAGACACGGCCAUCGGGCAGUGGCUGCGUUGGGACAAGAAUCCCAAAACAAAAGAGCAGAUUGAAAAUCUCUUGCGGAAUGGGAUGAACAAGGAAUUGCGUGACCGUCUUUGUUGUCGGAUGACUUUUGGGACUGCUGGACUUCGAUCUGCCAUGGGAGCAGGGUUUUGCUACAUUAAUGACCUUACAGUAAUACAGUCAACACAGGGGAUGUACAAAUACCUGGAGAGGUGUUUUUCAGACUUCAAGCAGAGAGGCUUUGUUGUUGGCUAUGACACUCGGGGUCAAGUGACUAGCAGCUGCAGCAGCCAGAGGCUUGCUAAACUCACUGCCGCGGUGUUGCUUGCUAAAGAUGUUCCUGUUUACCUUUUUUCAAGAUACGUUCCUACACCUUUCGUACCAUAUGCUGUCCAGGAGCUCAAAGCAGUUGCAGGUGUGAUGAUUACUGCAUCUCAUAACCGCAAAGAGGACAACGGGUACAAAGUUUACUGGGAAACUGGUGCUCAAAUCACAUCUCCACAUGAUAAAGAAAUUCUGAAAUGUAUAGAAGAGUGUGUGGAACCCUGGAAUGAUUCUUGGAAUGAUAAUUUAGUGGACACUAGCCCACUGAAGAAAGAUCCUCUGCAAGACAUUUGCAAGAAAUACAUGGAAGAUCUGAAAAAGAUCUGUUUUUACAGGGACUUAAAUUCAAAGACCACCUUGAAAUUUGUACAUACCUCCUUUCAUGGAGUUGGACAUGACUACGUGCAGAUGGCUUUUCAAGUAUUUGGUUUUAAGCCUCCAAUUCCAGUCCCAGAACAGAAAGAUCCAGAUCCAGACUUUUCUACUGUUAAAUGUCCAAACCCUGAAGAAGGAGAAUCUGUGCUGGAACUGUCCCUGAGACUGGCAGAGAAAGAAAAUGCCCGGAUAGUGCUAGCCACAGAUCCUGAUGCAGACCGGCUGGCUGUGGCAGAACUUCAGGAGAAUGGUCGUUGGAAAGUUUUCACAGGCAAUGAGUUGGCAGCUUUGUUUGGGUGGUGGAUGUUUGAUUGCUGGAAGAAGAACAAACCAAACGCAGAUGUGAAGAAUGUUUACAUGCUAGCCACCACUGUCUCUUCUAAAAUUUUAAAGGCAAUUGCACUUAAAGAAGGAUUUCAUUUUGAAGAAACAUUACCAGGCUUUAAAUGGAUUGGAAGUAGGAUAAAAGACCUCCUAGGAAAUGGGAAAGAAGUCCUUUUUGCAUUUGAAGAGUCUAUUGGCUUUCUGUGUGGAACCUCCGUGUUGGACAAAGAUGGAGUGAGUGCAGCUGUUGUUGUUGCUGAAAUGGCCUCUUUCCUGGAUACCAGGAAGAUAACACUGAUGGAACAACUGACAAAAGUUUAUGAAACAUACGGUUAUCACAUGUCAAAAACUUCAUAUUUCUUGUGUUAUGAUCCACCUACCAUUAAAACCAUAUUUGAAAGGAUUCGCAAUUUUGAGUCUCCAAAGGAAUAUCCAAAGUUUUGUGGGGCAUUUGCUAUUUUGCAUGUGCGGGACGUAACCACUGGAUAUGAUAGCAGCCAGCCAAAUAAGAAAUCAGUACUGCCUGUGAGUAAAAACAGCCAAAUGAUUACAUUUACUUUCCAAAAUGGCUGUGUUGCUACUCUUCGAACAAGUGGGACAGAACCAAAGAUAAAGUAUUAUGCAGAGAUGUGUGCAUCACCUGGCCAGAGUGACACUACCUUACUGGAAGGAGAAUUAAAGAAACUCAUUGACGCUCUGAUAGAGAACUUUCUGGAGCCCAGUAAGAAUGCACUGAUCUGGCGUUCUGUGUAGAGCACAUCAGUACAUUAUGACUUUGCACUGACAUAUGGAACGAAACCUCCAAGAACUCCACUCAGUGAACCUUGUGUUAGAAUUCUCUCAUCUGCCAAGCUAUCUUUUCCCUUUCUUUCCUGUGUUCAUCUGGCUUAAUAGAUUAUAUACAGUUGAAAUGAAAAUGUUUGAAUGAGUCAAAUAUUUUCAUAAUCUUAAAUGACAGUCAUUGCAUUGAAAGUGUUCCAGUGGCACGCUGUUCCUCCUGUACCACAAACAAUACAAAAGUCAGUUUUCUUAUUGAACUGUGGUUAAGCUUAGUUAUAUAUCUUGUAAUUGUGUAUAGCAUGGUUUAAAAGAAGUCAAACAUAUAACUAUAGGGUUAGUUAAGGAAAUUAUUUCUUAAAGGUGUGUGUGUGGCUAAGAGUACUGUUCCUGCCCAGUGUGGGAAAGUUCUUGUGUUGUAGAUAGUUUUUCAAAUUAGAAACCCAGCUUGGUGGCAUAUUCCUGUCAUCACAGCCCUAAGGAUGCUGAGGCAGGAGGAUCAUUAGUUAGUUUAUGGCCAGCCUGGGCUGCACAGUAAUUCUGUCUCAAAGAAAAAAAAAAGAAAGAAAAGAAAAGAAAAACUGUUUAUAGGUUAUUUAGGUUUUCUGAUUUAGGACAGAUGUUACAGUCUGUGGUUUUGCACCUCUGUUUCAGGUGCCCUUGGCAUGGUCUAUAUUUACUGUUUGUAUUUAAGACUGAUGUUUACUGAACAUAAAACAGUAGUGGCAGCACUCCUCGUGGCUUUAUUCCUGUCAAACUCCUCAGUGCAUUCUCAGGGUCUAGUGUAAACUGAAACAACGUUCUUGCGUUGAAUAUAAUUCCAUCAGUCCAUUUUCAGAUAGUUAAAGAAAAUCUUCCAAACUAUACAGGUGCUUCCUCUAUAGGAAACAGAUUUGUUGACUCUAAAGAUGGUUAUAGAAAAAGGUCUUAAUAAAAUUUGGCUUAAUGUAGCUGUAGCUGAGUCUUGAUGCGAGGAUUCAAUUAUCAUAACCUAUAAGUGAAAAACUCUGUCCUGUGGCAUUUAUUUGGCAAUCUUUUUGAAUUACAUUUUUAUAACCAGAUUUAUUUUAUCUGAUAAUAUUAAUUUUAAUAAGGAAUGAAACAUCAAGAUAUAAGUAUUUUCUACAGCCAUACCUAACCUUGAUUCAAUCCUUAAUCUCAUUUUAUCUUAGAAGCUAAACAAGGCUAAGCAUGGUGCUUGAAUGGGAAAUUUUAGGUAUUACAAAACACUGAAACUGAUGUUUAAAACUAGGUCAAUUUAUUUUCGUAUGUUCUAGCAGGCUUUGGAAUUUCUGAUCAUAUAAAUACUUUUCAUCUUUUUCCAAUGCAAAACAGUUUACAGGAAAGUUAUUUGUGGUUGACUCUCUAGCCUUCUGAAAAGCCCUAAUAGAAAAAUAUUGUCCAGGCUUCCCAAAUUAUAUAUUUCCCUACAUAGUUUACAGAAUACACACAUUAUAGUUAUGAUAACAGUAACAAGGCCUUCAGGUACAAUCAUUUAAGAAAAGUUGCCUAUAGGAGACAGCACUGACAUUAGAUGAUUUGUUUCCUAAAAGUAAAUAAUAUAAAGCCUAAACUGAUUAGAAUGUUAAUUAAAUCAUGGUUUGGUUUGUUACAGCUUGAGGAUAAUUUUGGUCGAGCUUAUAAAAUCCUGACAUAGGUUUUACAUUAUGUUGCCACUAUUGCUCUGUGUUCCUUCCUUACUGUCUUAGAGCUGGGUCUUAUCUGACUAUAGAUGAUAGCUAGUUAAUGUUCAGUACCAUUUUCAUUUCAGUAUAAGUUUAUUUUAAAGGCUUUGUGCUAAAAAGUAGUAUAUAGGAUCUUUUUGUUGGCCGGGCGGUGGUGGCGCACGCCUUUAAUCCCAGCCCUUGGGAGGCAGAGGCAGGUGGAUUUCUGAAUUCGAGGCCAGCCUGGUCUACAGAGUGAGUUCCAGGACAGCCAGGGCUACACAGAGAAACCCUGUCUCGAAAAACAAAAACAAAAACAAAAACAAAAAAAAGAAUCUUUUGUUUUAUUUUUAAAAUGUUUAAAACAUUUUAUUGGCUUUUAGGAGUAUAAAUUGUAGUUUAGGAAAUAGUAUGUAUUCUACAAAGUGGUAUAAUCAAAGCUAUACAUGGAAAAAACAUGCAUAUUCAGUUUUAGUGUCUGUGUCCCAGUGGCCCAAUGACAAAAUGGAAACUAAAGUGAUGUGGCAGCCUAUUUCUAACAAAAAAGCCACAUCAUGAUUGUCAUUCAUUUACGAAGAGAACAUCUUUGUUUCAGUGCUUAAGCAUAUACAAGAAAUAAGUCAUCUUAAAGUAAAGUUACUGACAUUUGAGCUCUUAUCUUGAAAAGCUAAGUUCCAAGUAUGUAUAAAGGUUACCAGAGUGUGUAAGUUGAGGAGACUGUUUGAUUUUUGUCUAUAUUCUUGAGUCUGUCUGAGCAUGUUUAACAUGAACUUGACCCAAUGGGUGCACAGGUGCCUAACAGGACAAAAUUUAACGACAGCUCAAGAUAGGAGUGCCAGCCUGUGGGUCUCGACUUUGGGAUGAUAACUACAUUGUUUAUCUCUUCCCUUUUUUCAGCAAUAGUAUGGGGAUAUAUUCCCUUUGAGCAAAUAAAUCAAAACAACUAUUUUUUGGAAUUCUGAGGAAAAGAAUUAGGCUGGAAUACAGCCCAGUGGUAAAGCACUUAUCUAGCAUGCAGAUAAAGCAAAGCUUAUAUUUGAUCUCUGGCAAUACAAAAAAGAAAGAGAAAGGUUAUUACUGACGGAGCGAAGUCAAACAUAAAGUGGUAAUAACGAACAAGAGACCAAAGUAAUGAUGGUAUAAGAAAUGCUCGAGAAGUACAAACCAUGCACUGUAAUGGUGGGUAAACUGUAUGCGGGCCUUUCACUUGUGCUUGUUAGGAUGCACAGACAGCAGGCCUGUAUUGUUUUCCUUCAGUAGUGAUCACUGACAAGAAGCCCAGUUCUAGGAGGUGAGGUUCAAUUGAACUGUGGGUUCAGUUCCUAGUGGGAUGUUGUUUCAGAAUCACAUGUUAAUGAAAGAAGAUAAAGAACAAAAUUAAAAGAGAUAAAACCAAGACUGAAAAGUGUAACCUCUAAGAAAAAGUUGAAGGCAUUAAGAUUAUUGGACUCUGAAACAAAGAGCUGUUGAGUUCAUUUACUAAAUCAUAAAUUAUUCAUUGGGGUUUUUGCUAAAGGUCUCAGUAAGAAGCACUAUUGGCACCCUGGUUAUCUCUAGUGAAGACACCACAGGGAAUAAAGUUGCAAAAAACUAAACAAGACCUAGUCUAAAAACUGAAAAAGGCGACAGAGAAAGGAACUAGUUGAAAAGUGAGUCAAACAGGUAGGAGAGGGUUAAGAGAAGGAUGAUGGUGUUACUAUCAUCAUAAUACAUUCUAUACACAUAUGUAAUGGUCAGAAAUAAAUGAAUGGACAACAUGAAAUGUUUAAGAGGUUAGAAUUUCCUGGAUGGAAGUGAUCAUAAAACCUAUUUGAAACCUUAUUUUUUGAUGGAAUAAUAUUUGAAAUAUUAAGGGAUAUACCAAAUGUCAGUUUAAAGAUUCCUUCAAACAUAUUUUUAAGAAUGGGUUUGGAACAGACUUGUGUAUAGAGCGCUACCGGUAACUUUUGUGUUUCACUCCAUAUCUAGAGUUUGGCUCACCAAUAACUUGUAUAUAUUUUGAAUGGGAGGUGCAUGGGUGCAGCGAUGUGUGUUCUCUUUAAUUUGCCAGCUAUAUGAGGCUUGAACACACUUGUGUUCAUCUGGGAGAAUGGGCACCUUUAUAAGAUAUUUAAGAUUUAUUGCAAAUAUAAAGUAUCAGCAUUUGGAUAUAGUAACUUAAGAGAGAGUCCAAGGGAUUGGAUACUUUGUGAUGUAGCAAAUAGACCCCCUCCCCCAUUUCUUUAUGAAGAUGCUUCUGGAGUUGAUGCAACAGAGACAUAAGUGGGAGUCUCCUGGAGCAGUUCAGUAAUGCUGCUUCUGCUGCUGUUUUCAGACUUUCCACUGAUAUUUGUAAAGCUUGAAAAAUACAAAUUCCAUUUGGAUACAUUUAAUUUCACACCUUCCCUGCUCUACCUCCCUCCCCGGGCGUCCUUCUACCUUCUGUUACUGUGAAAUGCUACUACUCUGUUACCUCACUGAUGAGAGUCUUAACUGUUCAUUCAGAUGGCUUUAAACUUAGUUGUGAAUGGUUUGUUUAUAGACUGUCGUUUUCAUUGUUGUCAGAAUAUUUGAGAUGUACUGUAUGAAAUAACUUCAGUGUCUUUCAAAGCCCGUUUCUGGUUGCUGGAUACUACUAGAUGGGUGACACUGUGGGCUUGUACAAUGGAUUUGUUUUCUGAGUUUGUUCUAGAAACUGAUGAGGAAGCAGGUAUACCAACCAAAGUAAGAAGCUGAUCAAGAGUUGUAUUGGGGGUUCUCUGUGCUCUGGGCUGUCAGAGUACAAAAAUUUGAGGAAAUAUUUUUUCACAUUGUCCCUUGAAGAAUUUUACCAUAAGUUCAAGGUCAGUUUAAGCUACAUGGAGAGAUCUAGACCAAUAAAUAAAUAAAUAAAUAAAUCAAGCAAGCAAGCAAGCAAGCAAGCUUAAAAUAGAAGAGAGUGGCGCAUUGUCUGCCUCUUCACAAAGCAUUGGUUUAGUACCAAUCAGAAACAAAAUCAGUGCUAUUAUUUUUAACUAUUCAAAAAAAGAGAACCUAUACAUUUAAUUAAGAGGCCAAGACAAGGACAAAGUGACCAGAGUUUGCUUUCUAAAUUUUCUAUCAACAGCACCCUAAAGUAGAAGAGCAUGAAAAGGAUGGGGAAUGGGGCCUUGAGAGCAAAACCCAAAGAAGCCAUUCACUGACGUGAGAGCCCAUGGGAGCCUCUCAGUCACAAGUGAAUUGCCAGUUCUCUACAGUAAACUGUAAAGAUGAACUUCAAUCAUUAGGAGAGAAACACAGGGCACUGGGGUGCUGCUCAGUGGUAGAGGGCUUGCCUGAUAUGCCAAAGGUUCUAGGCACAACAUCCCCAGCACCAUUAGAAAAUAAAAAGAAAAAAGGAAAAUAUCAGAAAGGUACACAAGUUUAUCAUGUAACUCCUAAAUUCCCAGCCCCAAAACCCCCAUCUGCAAUUGCUGCUUUUUCCUGGAAGAACAUACAGUGAUCUUAUAAUGAAUACACAUUCUAGGAUAUUCUCUGCCUUUAUACUUCCAAAGUAUUAAUGCCAGAUUAAUUGGCCUGUGACAUAUGUUACCCUUGAACCUUAUAAUAUUGUCUGAUGUAUAAGGCAGUUUAUUUUGUUUAAUUCACUAACACUCCACAACCUACCUGUCAGCUGCCUGAGAGCAAAGAUCAUGGCUUAUUGUUUUUAAUACCUAUUUUGCUUAAUUCAGUAUCUCCUAUUAUACAGUAUUUAACUGGUGGUAAUAGUAGUAAAGGAAAAAGCUUAAAAGAUAAUAAAACUAAUUUU